GCUGUAGGGAGAGCCGGGGAUCCCAGGCCGCUCCGGACUGCCAGGGAGGAAGGGCGAGCCGGGAGAGCUGGGCCUGUCGGGAGCACCGGGCAUCCCCGGCAAGGAGGGACUGAUGGGGCCCAAGGGCGACCGGGGAUUCGACGGGCAGCAAGGAGCCAAGGGAGACCAGGGGGAGAAAGGAGACCGGGGCGCUCUAGGUGUUAUCGGCGCCCCCGGCCCGCGGGGCAGCGACGGGGCGCCCGGCCCCCCCGGUCCCCCGGGCAGCGUUGGCCCACGAGGUCCCGAGGGCAUGCAGGGCCAGAAGGUGAGUCCCCGGUGUGCGACGCCAGAGAGCGCA
Struthio camelus australis is the source of this 337-nucleotide messenger RNA. NCBI's taxonomy places the organism in Eukaryota, Metazoa, Chordata, Aves, Struthioniformes, Struthionidae. The record is from RefSeq and is a predicted model, not a curated record.